AGCCCACUAAGCACACAUCCAAAUCCCCCUUCCGCCAUCCCCCUUCCCCUUCAUCCCAAUGCAAGUCGGAGGAGCGUCACAACGGCACCCACGUGGUGGCGUAUUACAGCCCUGCAGACAUCCCCAGUCUGACACCAUCGUUGAAACCUUUUUUCGCGUCCCUCCUUUCCCCAUUCAGGUCGGAGGAACGUCACAACGGCACCCAUGUGGUGGCGUAUUACAGCCCUGCAGACAUCCCCAGCCUGCUGCACCAUCUAUCCGCGCUGGGCCCCGCCUUUGCUGCUGUUCACGAGGCUGUUGUCGCGUUCGCUCGCACUGAGCUGCCGCAGCUGGAGGAACCUGAAAGUGAUGCUGAGGCACCUGAAGAUUGUGUGGAGGCACCUGAAGGCGAUGUGGAGGCACUUGAAGGGGAUGGGGAGGCACCUGAGAACAAUUCUGGACGGCUGUCAAGUGCAGCUGACGUGGAGAUGGGAGAAGGGGGAGGGGAUAUCAAUGAAGGGGAUAAUGAGGUAGAAGAGGUAGGAGAAGGAGGGGCUGCUGCUCCUAUAGGUGCAGAUGACGGGGAUGUUGCCGAGGUUAAGACGGAGGAAGAGGGUGCAGUAGAGAUGAAGGUGGAUGAAGAGGGUGCAGCUGAGAUAAAGGCGGAGGAAGGGGGUGCAGCCGAGAUGAAGGGGGGGGGAGAAGCUAUAGUCGAGAUAAAAGCGGAGGAAGGGGGUGCAGCCGAGACAAAGGCAGAGGAAAAUGCCACAGCCGAGGUAAAGGGGCAGGAAGGAGGGAUUGCUGAGAUGGUCACAGCAGACGCAGCGGAGGAGGAGGGAGAGGAGGAGGGAAGACGGGAGGGGGAAAGACAGGAGGGUGUGAAGGCAGAAGAGGGAGCGAAUGAGGCUGGAGAGGGUUGUGUAGAUGGGAGUGCAGAUGGGGGCGCAGAGGGCUGUGCGGAUGGAGGUGAGAUUGAGUGCGCAGGUGGGGGCGCAGAGGCUGCAGAGGCAUGUGUGGAUGUGAGUGCAAGAGCGGGUGCAGAGGGCUGUGUAGGUGGGAGUGCAGGUGGGGGCGCAGAGGGCCGCUGUGCGGAUGGAGGUGAGACUGAGUGUGCAGAGAAGGGUUCAGAUGACGGUGCAGAUGGUAUUUCUAUUGGGAGUGCUUGGGAUCUGGCAGACGAAGGUGUAGGCCCUGUAGGGGAUGUUUCAGAGGUUGGGGCGGCAGAUUUGAGUGAGCCAGCAGAGGUUGUGAUUGGGGCAGAGACGGUAACUGCCAGUGAUGUAAGCGCAGAGAUAGGAGGAAGGGCAGGCGGGGCAGAAAUGGUAGAGGCAGGAAAUUGUGGAGAGGCAGGAGAUGGUGGGGAGGCAGGAGAUGUUGGCGAGGCAGGAGAUGUUGACGAGGCAGGAGAUGUUGGAGAGGUAGGAGAUGUUGGAGAGGUAGGAGAUGUUGGAGAGAGGCCGGGAGGGAGGCGGAUUGCCCGGGUGGUGGCGAGGCUGUGGGAGAGGCUUGGCAUGUCUGCUUCUGGGGAGGCUGGAGAAGCUACUCCUGCUGCUGCCGUUACCGCUGGUCCUGCUGAUGGCGAGGUGCCAAAGAGCCCGUGCCAGGCAGUAGCUUUGAACGGAGUGGCAUCACAAGAAGCCUUGCAGGCAGAGCAGGCGGAACAUCAAGCACAGCAGGCAGAGGAGGCGCAGUGGGUAAAGAGAGUAGAGAGAGCAGAGAGGGCAGAGCGAGUGGAGCGGGGGAGAGAAGGAGAUCUCCUAGAGCCGUACACGAAUCGCUACGCUCUGGGGGAAGUAUCCUCAGCACUAGCCGUCGCUCUCUGCUCCGCCACCGCACAGGAGGCGGAGAGGCGCGGCACAGGAGGCAGCAGAGACGAGGAGGAUUCAGAGCACAGAACGAGACGUUCCGGCCGUAGGUCUAAGGGGCUUAUGUCAGUAACCGAGCAGAUGAGAGUGUUUGCGAAAUGCAUGCCUGCUGGGUACUGGCCGAUGUAUGCCAGUUUCUCCAGCCGCGUUGGGGCUGCAGUGGCAGCAGCAGGCGCAGGGGCUAGAAACUCUGCUGCUGCCGCGGCGGCGGCGGCGGCAGGGGCGGGUGUGUUUAAGGAGCGUUGUGGUUGGUGUGCGCACUGCCAAUCCGCUCAUAGGAAAUACUGCCUGCUUGUCUCCGCUGCCCGUGCUGCCUCUGCGACUGCUACUGCUGCCGCGGCUGUCGGGAACGUCCGGGCUGCUAGCCAGCGCAGGCUCGGGGGAGGUCUGGCGGGAGGCGUGGGGAAGGGAAGGCUCGGAGCAGGUUCGGCAGGAGGGGAAGCGGUGGGAGGUGGUGCGGGCGGAGGUGGGGACGGGGGGAGGGUGAGGGGCUUGGGGGGACCGGGAGGGGUGCGUGGGGUGAAGGGGGAGGAAGCGUUAAGAGAGAGGGAUGGGAGGCUGGAUGCUGUAGUCACACGGUUGAUGUACCUGGAAGGACAGCUGCACCCUUUGCUGGAAGGCCCUUGGAACGAUUUCAACUGGCGCCAGCACUGGCGGCAGCGCGCAGUUCAAGCCACGUCUCUACUCCAAGCGAAGCAGCUUAUAAAGGAGGUGGCCGGAUCCCUCCGCACCGUCGCCCUCUCCUCCCAUUGGUCGGCUGAACCAGAGCCGCCCGCGCCCCUCCCAUCCAGCCUCCCGUUACAAGCACACCCAGUGCCUGUCGCCCCUGCUGCUGCCCCCCGCCCCUCUGGACGAAGGCGGAAGUCACAAGGAGGGAGAGGGGGAGCAGGUAGUUGGUUUGGAGGAGGGGGGAGAGGUGGGGGAGGAGCAGGGGCAGGAUCGGUGCCGGCGUGGGUGAUGCUGAUGGAGGUUCGGCGAGCGGAUCAAAAUAACACUUUCCCGUUCUCCCACAUCCGUUUCUUCUCCCCUCUUCAACUCCCCCGAUCCCACCUCCCUCCCUCCACAGGCGGUUUCAAGAAGCUCCCAGGGUUGCUGUACGGAGUGCCAUUCACCAGUCGCCGAGGGGUGCCAGUGCGGGCGGAGAAGGUGGCGUGGGAGGCGAGGGUGGAUGCUGCCCGCUCCGUCGCCCACCUCGCCCUGCAGCUUCGAUCGCUGGAAGGGCUGAUACGAUUAGACCAGAUCAACACCGCUGCCGGUCCCCCCGCUGUUGCCGUUCCUGCCGCUGCCGCCGCUGCUGUUGCUGCUGCUGCUGCUGCUGCCCGUGCUGCUUCUGCUGCUGGUGGUGGUGUUUUCGGUGGUGGUGGUGGUUUAGGGGAUGGUGAUGACGUGGAGGAGAGCUGGGUCUCGCUGUGUGACGUGGCGUCGCGUGAUUCGUAUGUUCUGGAUAAGGACUUCCGGCCGCCGUUUCAUGAAGUGGAAAAUAUCAAAGAGGAGACCGUUAAAGAGGAGUUGGAAACGGUUGGGAAGGAAGAAGCGAAGGUCAGAAGAAGUGAAAGGGAGGAGGAUGUGGGAGUGAAGAGAGUGGGAGUUAAGGAGGAAUGGAAGGAAGAGGUGAGGGAGGGUGCGGCUGAGGAGGAUGAGGGGGCAGAAAGGGAGGCAAAACGGGCGAGAAGAGGAGAGCAAGGGGAAUGGGUAGCAGGGGGAGGGCAGGCCGUGGGAGGGGAGGUGUUAAGGGGGGAGGCAGUGGGAAGGACAGCGGUGGGAGGGGAAGGAGGUGCGGGUGGAGUGAGUGCGGAGGGAGGUGCACUACCAGCAGCGGAGUACUUGUUUGGAGUAGCCUCUGUCACCGCUCCCCCUUGUGCUGAAGACCACGGGACGGCUGCUGCUGAGGCUGACGUUCCUCAUGGGAUGGGUGCGUCUGGUGGUGUGGAAACGAAUGAUACUCCCAUGCUCGUGUCUCUCGAGGCUGAGAUGAGAGGAACAGGUGCGGGUGAGGAUGGGACACAAGAGACACAAGAGACGGAGGAGGCACAAGAGACACAAGGGAUGGAAGCUGAAGCUAUCGGUGUCCAAACGAGCGUUGCUGAAGCAAGGCUUGGAGGGGUGGAGGCAGAGGAGCGAAAGGCUGAGGAGGGGGGCGAAGGAGAGGAGGCGACUCUUGGGGCCCCUGAAAAGGAGAUGAGGGCGGAUGAGGAGGUGAGGGAAGAAGAGGGGGAAGAGAGGAACGAUGAGGUGGAGGAAGUGAUGGGAGAUGUAGGCAGUGGUGGUGGUGGGAAGGACGGAGGUGGUGAAAUGGUGGAUUUAUCCCAGGAAGAUGAGGAGUGUGGGAGGGAGGAGAGCGUUGUCAGUGAGAUGCAGGUGGGCAGAGAGUCGAAUCCCUGGAAAAGAAGGAGGAAAGACGGUGGGAAGGAGGAGGAUGUGGUCGUGGCAAUGGGGGAUGUUGGGGAAGGGGCAGGGGAGGGAGCAGCAGCAGAUAAAGUAGAGAAUAGAGCAUGUAAGGAAGAAGAGGAAGAGGAAGUUGGGGAUGACGAGGAGAGGAACGAGGGAAUGAAGGAGGAGGAGAGGGAGGAGGAAAUGGAGGAGGUAGGAGGAGAUGGAGGCGGAAGGAAUGGUGAGAAGGUCACAGGUGUGGUGGAAGGAGGCGGGGGAGAGGAGGAGGGAGGGAAGGAGGGAGGGGAGGAGGAAGUUAUGGAGGUAGGGGUGCAAGGGGAGGGUAAGGCAGGGAAGAAGCGCAAGAGAGAGCUGAAGCCAGAAAUCAUUCCCGAGGGGAGCCGGAGAGUCACGAGGAGCCGAGUGAAGGAGGAGGGGGGUGCAAAGAAGGGAGUGGGAGAGAAAGGAAGAGCUGAUGGGAAGGUUGUAGUUGAGGAUAUGGUAAAGGGAAGAAAAGGUGGGGUGAAGGGUGGUGUAAAGGCAGGGAAGAAGGGGAAGGAAGAGGAGGAAGAGGAGGAGGAGGCGGAAGGUGUGGUUAUGGUGAAGGAAGAAGAGGAGGUGGAGGAGGUGAAGGAGGAGGUGAAGGAGGAGGGGGAGGAGAAGGGUGAGAAGGGUGGGAGAGGAAGAGUGGCUGGGGGCAGAGGGAGGGGUGUGGAUGUUGCUGAAAGGAACAAGCUGCGGCUUGUGGAGAAAGAGGAGAAACAGGAGGAAGAAAAUGAGCAAAUAGUAGGGAAGGUAGAGAGGAAGAUUGAGAAGAUGAGAGAAGUGCAGGAGAUAGAGGAAGUGGAAGAGAGUGACGAAGAGGGGCGAGAGGAUGAGGAAGAGGAGGAAGAAGACGAAGAUGGGGGAGUGUGGGUGCCAGAGAGGCUAGUCCCACUGGAGCUGAUCCGAGAGUUUGAGCACCGAAGGAGAACAGAGAUCUGGGAAGAGCAUGCAAAGCUGGUGAGAGCAGAGAGAGAGGCUGCAGAGGCAGCCGCUAGGGCUGUUAUUGUUAAGUACGUGAGGGAGAAAGUGCGGGCGAUGAGGGAGAGGCGGGAGCUGAUGGUGCAGGCGAUGGUGGCUCAGUGUAGAGAGAUGGAAGGGCGGAAGAGGCGGGGAGGAAAGGAGAAGCAGGGGCAGGAGAGGCCGGGGCAGGAGAGGCAGGGGCAGGAGCGGGAGGAGAAGCGGAAACGGGAGAGGGAGAGGGAGCGGGAGCGGGAGAGGGAGAGGGAGGCGAGGGAGCAUGAGAAGGAGGAUCGGCGGGAGAGGAAGGAGAGGGUGAAGGAGGAGAGGGAGAGGGAGCGGCAGAGGCGGUUGGAGGAGAGGGAGAGGGCGAGGAGGGAGAGAGAGCAGGCUUCAAUGACGAGAAUGUCACAGGUGGUGGGGGCAGAGGUACAGGCGAGGAUAGUGGCGGAGGCACGGGGGAGAAUGCAGAGGGAGAUGGAGGAGCGGUGUUCUGCUCUGUAUGCCCGACUGGUGGCUGUGCAGAGUCAAGCAGGAGGUGCGGGAGCAGCCGGAGGAGCGGGGGGAGGAGGAGGAGCAGAAGCGGUGGUGGAUGCGUGCAGGGUGUGCACGCGAGGGUUCUUCGGUGAUGGGUCUUCAUAUGCGUUUCCUGUAAAGUGCACCGCUAACGCUCUACUCCCCUCCAAAUCCCGCUCCCCCAACAUUCUUCCCCCCUUUCCCCCCCCCCUCCUCACAGCCUUGACCCAUGCCACAUGCCUCUCGCCCCCGGACCUCCUCCCUCCGGCCUUCCAUCCCGCCCCUCCCACGGAGCCAUCCCCCUCCCCGUCCCCUCCCGCAUUUCUCCUCGUGUGCCUCAACUCCUUGACCCAUGCCACAUGUCUCUCGCCCCCCGACCUCCUCCCUCCGGCCUUCCACCCCGCCCCUCCCACGGAGCCAUCCCCCUCCCCGUCCCCUCCCGCCUUCCUCCUCGUCUGCCUCAACU
Messenger RNA from Closterium sp. Naga37s-1, 6198 nucleotides. Lineage: Eukaryota; Viridiplantae; Streptophyta; Zygnematophyceae; Desmidiales; Closteriaceae. The record is from the annotation of a GenBank genome assembly.